AGGUUAGUUUUUUCCUUCUUUUUUUUUAUUCCCAGUAAGAUACCGUAAAACGACGGGUUUUUCACAUUCAAGCGUUGGCAGCGGUGUCUAGCCAAGGUCGAUGGCAGGUUAAGAGUCACUUUGGGCCCGAGGAGAGGUAUGUAGGUAAAAUGUGCACGUGACAUCAGAUACCAGCGACGUACCGUCGGGUGGCGUCACGAAAGUGAGCGCGGUUGAGCGUGGACGUGAGAGUGCGCGGCUAUAAGUGAGAGUGCGCGUGUCUCGCCUUUCCUCCAGCGCUGACGAACUACCACGCUGACCAAGAAUGGCUUACCGAGCGCAUCACGUGGCGGUGCUGGCCGCGUGCUGCCUGCUGGCGCCCAGCGCCCCGGACACCUCAGCGGCCAGCACGCCGGGACAGCUGUUCGAGCUGUCCGUGGUGCACAUGAACGACUUCCACGCGCGCUUCGAGGAGACGAGCUGGAGCUCUGGCUCGUGCGAGGCGGCGCCCUGCGUGGGCGGCGUGGCGCGCCUCUACUCGGCCGCCACCGAGCUGCUGGCGAGCCGCCCCAACGCCGUGUUCCUCAACGCCGGCGACAACUACCAGGGCACGCUGUGGUACACGCUCUUCAAGUGGCGCCUCACCCUGCACUUCAUGAACCGCCUGCCGCACGACGCCAUGACGCUGGGGAACCACGACUUUGACGACAAGCUGGAUGGCCUGGUGCCAUUCCUGCAGGGCUUCCAGUACCCUGUGGUGGUGUGCAAUAUCGAUGACUCGGAGGAGCCGCGCAUCCAGGGGCUGUACAACAAGUCCGUGGUCCUGAAGCGGGGAGGACGGCUGGUCGGCGUGGUCGGCUACAUCACCACCACCACUAAGGAGAGCUCCAAACCGGAGAAGCUGCGCUUCCUGGACGAGGUGGAGAGCGUGCGGCAGGAGGCGGCCCGCCUCAAGGCCGCCGGAGUGGACAUCAUCAUCGGCCUGUCGCACGCCGGCAUCACCAAGGACCUGGAGGUCGCCGCCAGAGUCCCGGACAUAGACCUCAUAGUGGGAGGACACUCCCACACCCUGCUCUACACAGGGACUCCCCCGGGGGGCGACGUGGCCGCCGGACCCUACCCGCUGGUCGUGACCCAGGCCAGCGGCAAGCGGGUGCCCGUGGUGCAGGCCUACGCCUUCAGCAAGUACCUGGGCAACCUCACCGUGCUGUUCGACGAGCAGGGGGAGCCCGUCAGCUGGAGCGGCGCGCCCAUCCUCAUGGACAGCUCCGUGCCGCAAGACACGGGGAUCCUGAAGGAGAUGGAGCCGUGGAAGGCGAAGGUAGCCCAGGUGGGGGACGAGCAGGUGGGGCGCACCAAGGUGCUGCUGGACGCCUCCGACAGCAUCUGCGCCCGCGGGGAGUGCAACCUGGGCAACAUGCUCGCCCAGGCCAUGGUGGAGGAGUAUGUGGACCACGCUGAAGAAGGCACCUGGACAUAUGCGGCUAUAGCUAUCAUGAAUUCUGGAGGAUUUCGAUCAUCAAUUGAAGAAACCCAAAAUGGAGUGAUCACGAUGACGGACCUGAUGACGUGCCAGCCCUUCCUCAACACCGUGGACACGGUGGAGCUGCAGGGCCGCCACCUGCUGCUGAUGCUGGAGCACUCUGUGUCACGCCAGCUCAACUACACUGGCCUGCCCGGCUACACCGGCUCCGGCUUCCUGCAGGUCUCAGGCCUGCAGGUAGAGCUGGACGUGAGCCGGCCGCUGGGGUCGCGCGUGGUGUCGGUACGGGUGCUCUGCGAUGCGUGCCGUGUACCGGAGUACCUGCCGCUGCAGAUGGACAAGUGGUACCGCCUGGCUCUGUCCUCCUUCCUGUACGAGGGCGGCGACGGCUUCACCAUGUUCCUGCAGCAUGGCCGCAACCACAGCAUGGGUCGAGUCGACAUCGACGUGUACCUGCAGUACCUGGCGAAGCACAGCCCCAUCACGCAGGGAGUGGACGGCAGGAUCGUCCUGCACCAGGAGAACAGCAACAGCCUGUGACCCGCCGAGCGCCGCAGGAGGACUCGCCCGCCGGUCGCCUCGAACUGCCCUCCUUCAAGCCAGUCCAGACCCACGCGGAGAAAAGGAAAAUCAAAGUGGAUUUUUAACAUUUCAUAGCCCUUAUUGCAUUGCCAUCUUUAGCGGUCACGAACUUCCUACGUAAGUUGAGUAACAUGUGGGCACCUCCUAAAACAAAUACAUAUUUAUCAUCUAAAAGCAACAGGACGGUAACUGUACAGAGACAAUCUUCUGUUAGCCAACAAAAUUCAAUGGAUACAAAACAGAUGUGAUAGGCUAUCACCAGGCACAGAAGCUUGGUUGAUUAUAAAGUAAAUUAUGAGGAGACAUUAACUGAUUGGCGACGCAUUAAAGAACCCAGGUAAACUAUAAGAAGAGGUUUAUGACCUUCUGACAUUCAUGGCGUAAGUUCACAAUACUCUGCCAGUGUGCUAAUGUUUCCUUAAUAUAAUUAUAAUUGUUUUAUCAAUUCAUAAAAUAAAUUUUACAACGCUGUUAAAAAUGCCUUCAAAUUGCAGAAUUGGAGGUUAUUUUUUAAAAAAACCUGUACCUGUGCGACGAUAUUUCUCCCUCCCCCUUUUCACCAAACACAUGUUACCUCUAUGUUUUCUUAAUGUCCCUGUCUGACUUAAACGCCAACCUUUUCCCCGAGAGAAGAAUAAUUUUUCAACGUUGUCAUUUAGGAACUAAGUCACGAACUCAUCUGGCUAGAUGCAGCUUAGUUUGUUUUCUUUAGUUUCUUUAUUGAAAACUAAAGAAACUGAUCUAAUUGUAAUACUGGUUUUUAAAAAUAAAUGUACAUAUAUAUAUUUAAUUCGCUUAAAAAUUAAAUGUGAUUCUCGUGAUAACUUUAUAAAAUAAUGGAUUAAAUUAAUUUUUUUAAUCUGAAAUAAUGCUUUAUUAUACCUCAUGUAACAUCCUAAGUAUCAUAAAGUGUGAAUAAAAUGUGAAAUAAAAUGUUGUUAAAUUUU
Messenger RNA from Bacillus rossius redtenbacheri, 2991 nucleotides. RefSeq names its product apyrase-like. The record is from RefSeq and is a predicted model, not a curated record. Bases 305 to 2002 code for a protein of 565 amino acids. The transcript is spliced from 10 exons. Gene Ontology annotation, molecular function: 5'-nucleotidase activity. Gene Ontology annotation, biological process: AMP catabolic process. Gene Ontology annotation, cellular component: plasma membrane. NCBI's taxonomy places the organism in Eukaryota, Metazoa, Arthropoda, Insecta, Phasmatodea, Bacillidae.